AAAAAAGGAAAUUCCUCCCGCCCUCCCUCCCUCCCUCCCUCCCUCCUUCCUCCUAACCGACCCGCCGCCGUCGACAGCGAUGGCCCGCACCAAGCACCCCGCCGUGAGGAAGUCCAAGGCGCCGCCCAAGAAGAAGAUCGGGUCCGCUAGCUCCCCGAGCGCGGCGCAGCGCCGGCAGGAGACAGAUGGCGCCGGCACGUCCGAGACUCCGAGGCGGGCCGGGCAGGGGCCGGCCCCAGCGGCGGCUGAAGGGGCACCUGGGGAACCGACGAAGAGGAAGCCACACCGGUUCAGGCCAGGCACGGUGGCACUGCGGGAGAUAAGGAAGUACCAGAAGUCGGUCAAUUUUCUCAUCCCGUUUGCACCGUUUGUUCGUCUGGUCAGGGAGAUCACCGAAUACUACUGCCCUCGAGUCAAACGCUGGACUCCCCAGGCGCUCCUCGCAGUUCAAGAGGCUACAGAGUAUCACCUCGUCGACAUAUUUGAAAGGGCACAUCUCUGUGCCAUCCAUGCAAAGCGUGUUACCGUCAUGCAAAAGGACAUACAGCUCGCAAGGCGUAUCGGCGGGUCGAAGCUUUGGUGAUACUAAUGGAAGACGUGUUCUGCAUCGUAGGGGGGCAAAGACUCUGGUGAUACUAAUGGGAGAUGUUUCAUGUGUGGGUGGGUGUGGGGGGAGGUGUUUCAUGUGUGGGUGGGUGUGGGGUGGGUGGGU
Messenger RNA from Hordeum vulgare subsp. vulgare (domesticated barley), 712 nucleotides. RefSeq names its product histone H3-like. Lineage: Eukaryota; Viridiplantae; Streptophyta; Magnoliopsida; Poales; Poaceae. The record is from RefSeq and is a predicted model, not a curated record. Gene Ontology annotation, cellular component: nucleosome. The coding region runs from base 80 to 583 and encodes 167 amino acids. The transcript is spliced from 7 exons. Gene Ontology annotation, molecular function: DNA binding; protein heterodimerization activity; structural constituent of chromatin.